This is a messenger RNA of Misgurnus anguillicaudatus (oriental weatherfish), 12212 nucleotides long. The record is from RefSeq and is a predicted model, not a curated record. Lineage: Eukaryota; Metazoa; Chordata; Actinopteri; Cypriniformes; Cobitidae.
UGGACUGUAGAGUUGGAUGCUGUAGUCGAUGCUGACGGACUGAUAUCAUCCUGUCUGUCGCGCUUAUUUCUGCGCAUUUUGAGCUGGACUAUAACAGGGAAAAGACUGGAAAUACACUAACGUUACUGGAAGUUAAUGCGGCACGCGACAACUUAUGGGAAGAUGGAUAUAAUCUAACAAAAUUUACUGAAACGACAUUUCAUUUUGGGGUUUUAUUCUGCAGUUUUUUUUUGGCCACAGGCUGGAUCUCUAUCAGUCCAAAGCGAGAACUGAUGAGGGUCUUGUAAGAAGCAUUGUGGAUGAAGAGAGUGACGUUGCGAGAAAGAAGGCCGAUUAUGGAUCCAUUACAGAACGACGGGACAUUGAAGUGGAGGAUAUUGGUGAUCCUCUAUGUCGCACUUGAAAUCACGACUGCCCGCACAUCCAUGGUGCCAGGAACAUUGCAGCUUCAGUUGGAUGAGGAGCAGCCAGCAGGUACUGUUGUAGGUGACAUCAGCGCCGGCCUACCACCUGGAAUGACUGCGGCCCAUUACUUCAUCUCAGAUCAUCAAAGUACGGGUGUCGGCACGGAUCUAGACAUCGACGAGAGUACGGGCAUCAUAAAAACUGCCAGAGUCUUGGAUCGGGAAGUGCGGGACCAGUACAGCUUCAUCGCUGUCACCAUGACUGGAAUAACAGUUGAAGUCACCAUCUUAGUUAAUGACAUUAAUGAUCACGCACCAGUGUUUCCCAAAAAAAGAGCCACUUUUAAAAUCUCUGAACAGACGACUAAAGGCACUAAGUUUCCUCUUGAGCCUGCCGUGGAUGCUGAUGAGGACCAGCUAACCACGCAAGGCUACAUUAUUACGGAUGGAAACGUAGGACAGGCUUUUCUUUUGGAAACUAGACGGGGAUCCAACAAAGUGCUGUAUUUGGAUCUGGUGGUCAAUACAGUUUUGGACAGAGAGACGAGAUCUGCGUAUACCUUGCUCUUGGAAGCGUUUGAUGGUGGUUCACCCAAGAGGACAGAUCAGAUGAUCCUGGAUGUGAUUGUACAAGACAUCAAUGACAACGCCCCCAUCUUCAACCAGAGUCGCUAUCAUGCGAUGAUCUCUGAGAAUCUUCAACCUGGGAACAAUAUACUGCAGGUGUUCGCUUCGGAUGCUGAUGAGGGUGAAAAUGGCUUGGUGCUGUAUGACAUCAAUAGAAGACAGAGCGACCCGGAGCGUUACUUUGUCAUUGACUCUCGCAGUGGAGUUAUCACGCUCAGCAAACCUUUGGAUUAUGAGAUGAGAAGAGUCCAUGAGCUUGUGAUACAGGCACGAGACAAUGCCACUCAGCCCGAGGUAACCAAUGCAUUUGUGACCAUCCAUGUUCGAGACUACAACGACAACCAGCCCACAAUGACCAUCAUCUUCCUCAGCGAAGACGGUUCUCCGCGCAUUUCAGAAGGAGCGCAGCCUGGCCAGUAUGUUGCCAGGAUUUCCGUCACAGAUCCCGAUUACGGUGAAUACGCCAACGUCAACGUAUCUUUGGAGGGGGGAGACGGGAAGUUUGCCCUGACAACAAAAGACAACAUCAUAUAUCUCAUCUGCGUAGACAAGAUCCUUGAUCGUGAAGUGCAGGACCAAUACGAACUCCGAGUCAUGGCAACAGAUUCUGGUACCCCUCCUUUACGUGCAGAGUCCUCGUUCACCAUUCAGGUCACAGACGUCAAUGAUAACCCACCUAUGUUUGACCAGCAUGAGUACACUCAGGUCAUUUCAGAGGUGGCCCUUCCUGGAAGUUUUGUACUACAGGUAACAGCUCGGGAUAAAGACCAAGGACCCAAUGGAGAUGUUCAGUACAGCAUCCUACACAAUGAGAGAAGUCAUUCAGACUGGUUCAACGUGGAUACGGUCACUGGCUUUAUCACCACCCAGACUCAAUUAGAUUACGAGACGGACCCUAUGCCAAGUAUAACUGUGGUAGCCACUGACAGGGGUCGACCGCCAUUGUCCUCUACAGCUGUGGUCAAAGUGAUCCUACAGGAUAUAAAUGAUAACGAACCUGCUUUUAGCACCAAAUUCUACAAUACAUCCAUUAAGGAGAAUACGGCAGUUGGGACCUGCUUUACAAAGGUGUCAGCCACUGAUGCAGAUGGUGGGUCCUUUGGCUCCAUCUCCUACUCUCUGGGCUCUGGUCCAGGCACCGUUACUCCGUCUCAGUUCACUGUUGACAAAGACAAUGGGCAGAUCUGUACUACCACCAGCUUGGACCGUGACCAAGGUCCAGCCAGCUACGACUUUGCUGUCACAGCAGUGGAUGGGGGAGGACUGAGUUCAGUUGCCUAUGUACGGGUGGACCUGAUAGACGUAAAUGACAAUCGACCAGCAUUCUACCCUCUCAGCUAUGCGGUCAGCUUGAGCACGCAGAGCACGCCGGGAACCUCCGUCCUGAGGGUGACUGCUCACGACCCAGACGCCGGAGAGAACGGCAGGGUUACGUACCGUAUGCCGGCUGGUGGGAGCUCACCUUUCUUUACCCUUAACAAGGAUACCGGCGUGAUCUCACUGUCGCGUGCUCUACAUGGAAAGGCAAACUCAGUCAUCACUAUGUUGAUCUCAGCACAAGAUGGUGGUGGUCUUACCGCUCCAGCCAAUGCCAGGGUCAACAUCAGCAUCGUGGCAGGACUGGUCGCACCUCCUGUAUUCGAGCAAGCUCAGUACUUCUUUGUGGUCGCUGAGGACGCCCUGCGUGGAACACAAGUUGGCAUUGUGCGGGCCAGCACUAAGAACGGUGUCUCGAAGGAUAUCUCCUACACUAUAAGCUCGGGUGACUCGACUGGCUAUUUCACAGUGGAUUCUGAGACGGGUGCUUUGAGGACAAGCUUGCCUUUGGAUCAUGAGGCCCAACCGAGCUUAAAUCUGGAGGUUCAGGCGCACUGCGGUAACCCACCGGCCUUUGGCCAGACUAGGGUACGCAUUACAGUGGUGGACAUCAACGACAACGCACCGUUCUUUUUGCCCUCUUCAUCCGAGUCAUUGAUUCUCCCUGAAAACACCAGGAUGGGUACAGUGGUGUACAAAGUGCUAGCCGAAGACCUUGACUCUGGAUCAAAUGGUCUUUUGAGUUUUGACCUGUUUACCAGCAGUGCCCAGAGAACAUUCAGCAUUGAUCGUAACAGCGGAUAUAUCCGUCUAAUCAGGAGUUUGUCAUAUGACACCAUGCCUCGCUACGACCUGCAGGUCAUUGCAAAAGACAGUGGAGCUCCUCAGCUGAGCUCUACCUUCACGCUGGUCGUCCAUGUACAGGCUGAGAACAACCAAGGACCUGUGUUUGACAGCCUAACGUAUAGAGUAGAGCUAAAGGAAAGCACACCGCUCAACACUCGUUUCCUGCAGGUGCGAGCUGUGAACAGAGAUGGCAGCGUUAUCAACGGAGUGCCGUCUACAUCAUCUGCUCCGCUAGCAUACCACUUGCAUCCAGACGGCGACGCUGCAGGGUUUGGCAUUGUGUCUGAUAGCGGCUGGCUGUUUGUGAAAAGCUCCCUAGACAGAGAAGCCAAAGAAAUGUACCUUCUCACAGUGCUGGCUUCAUCAGGCUUCGGGCAAAUGAAGAAGACGGGUAGCGCCACUGUGCGUGUGUCCGUAAUGGAUGAAAAUGACAACUCACCGCGGUUUACCCAGGACAGGGCGUUCUUGGCAGUGCACGAGAACCUGCCGGCAGGGACUGGUUUCGGGAGGGUGUCUGCCAGCGACAGAGACGCUGGUCUUAACGGUCGACUGAGCUACCGCCUGGUCCAUCUGGAUCGCCACUUCCAGAUCAACUCUCACACAGGGGAGAUAAGUACAAGACUAUCCCUUGAUCGUGAACUUCAGUCCAGCUACCAGCUCAUAGUAGUGGCUCAGGAUGGUGGAACCCCCCCACGCAGCUCCACCAGCACCGCUUUCAUCACAGUCCUGGAUGAAAACGAUAAUGCCCCCUCCUUCAUCCACGCUCAGACAGGAAGUGAGCUCUUACUGCAGGUGUUGGAAGGUCAGUCACCUGGAUUUCUGCUGGGUACCAUUCAUGCCAAAGAUCCGGAUGAGGGGGAAAAUGGAACUAUCUUUUACUCCAUGUCUGGUCCCAGAGCAGAACGUUUCUCUCUAAAUCCAAACACCGGAGAGCUGCGGUCUUCCUCCCCACUGAGCCACUCUGAUCGACCCGAGUACACCUUCAUCGUUCUGGCUUCCGAUCGAGGUUCACCACCUCAGAGCUCAACCACAGCAUUGAGAAUACAGGUUCUCAGCUCAAGUAAAGGCUCGCCCUCUGCAAAUUCCCAAUCAUUAACCUUAAAUUCUGUGGAGGGAGCCAAACCCGGCUCUGUCGUGGGUUCUGUACGUUCCCCUGAUUCUCAGACCCUUCCUGGAUCCCGGAUCAUAUAUACCGUGGUUGGGAGCACUGACCGCGAUGGAACCUUUGUAGUAGACCGCGAGACAGGCGAUGUUUAUCUGGCACGCGAGCUUGACUUCGAAAAGGCACCGCGGUACACCCUUCAAGUUGAGGUGGAUGACUUCUCCAUGCCGCUUCCUAAAAGUCACUUCGUUACGUUAAUUAUUGACGUACAAGACAGCAACGAUCACGCUCCACAGUUUCCACAAGACCCCGUUACCAUAGUCGUCCCCGAGAACAUGGAGCCCGGGUCCUCUAUCUACACCUUUCACGCCAUAGAUAAAGACGGAAGCGGACCUAACAGCGAAAUACACUACUCGAUCCUGCAACAGUGGCCGGACAGCCCAGACCUUCUGUUUUUGGAUCCCACCACAGGGGUUUUGUCUUUGGGGAUGAUGUUAGACCAUGAGAGAGCGGCAUCCCUUCUAUUGGUGGUUCAAGCGACUGAUUCAGCUCCUGAUGUGAGUCAGCGGCGGCGUGGGACGGUCACCGCUCGUAUCUUUGUCACCGAUGUGAACGACAAUGAGCCUGUUUUCAUCUCACCGUCAGUGGUUAGUGUUAUGGAAGAUCAACCUGUAGGAUUUGUCGUGGUCUACGUCAUGGCUGUAGAUGCAGACCAGGGUGAGAACGGACGGGUGUCGUACCGUAUUCAAAAUGGCAACACGGGAGGGAAGUUCAGCCUUAACCCCGAUACAGGGUCUUUGUCGAUUCUUAGGCCAAUUGACCGUGAAGAGCAAGACCUCUAUAACCUGACCAUAGUGGCAGAAGAUCACGGUUCACAGCAGCACUCCAGCACACAGUUACUGUCAAUCCAGGUGAUUGACGUAAAUGAUGAAGCUCCGUAUUUCGAGGAAAGUGAAUAUGAAGCUUUUAUUGCAGAGAAUCAGCCUGCAGGAACCACAGUGCUGGUGGUUUCAGCUUCUGACUUGGACCAAGGGACCAAUGGAGACAUAACAUACGACAGCAUUGUGGGGGAUGAAUUUGCCAUCCAUCCGGUGACAGGAGUCAUAACAACCGCCAAAGCUUUGGAUAGAGAGGUCCAAGGAGUUUAUGCCGUGACAGUUUAUGUCAGAGAUGGUGGUUCUCCGCCCAAUUUCGCCAAGACCACAGUGCGUGUGACCGUGCUGGAUGAGAAUGACAAUAGGCCGGCCUUUGGCAGGUUGUACUACAGUCUGGAAGUGCCUGAGAACCAGGAGCCUGUGACACUUUUCACCAUUAGAGCCACAGAUCAAGACUCAGGGGACAAUGGGGUGCUGCACUACAAAAUCACAGAGGGCGACCGUUUUGGUGAUUUCCAAUUGGACAAGACAUCAGGUGUGCUGUCCACAUCCAGGCCUUUGGACAGAGAGUCCAAAGCAAGAUACACCCUCACUGUGGAGGCACAAGAUCAGGGCACGCCAUCUCUCACAAGCACCGUCACUUUGGACAUCAAUGUGUUGGAUCUGAAUGACAACAGCCCAGUGUUUCCUAGCAGCAGUUACUCUGUAGAGAUAUCCGAGGACGCCCCAGAAGGUUCUCUGGUUCUGAAGGUAUCAGCUUCAGAUCAGGAUGAGGGUUCCAACAGCCAGCUUGUAUACUUCCUGAACCAGGAGUCCAAAGGUAUGUUCAUCGUGGACCAACACACAGGUCGGAUCAGUACAGCAGCAGUCCUCGACAGAGAAAAAGUCUCCUCCUACAGCUUCAGAGUCUAUGCCAUGGACUCCUCAGCCGCCAACCCCCAUAACACCAGUGCUCAGGUGACCGUCCACAUCUUGGAUGUAAAUGACAACGCCCCCUUCUUUAUUACAGACCCACUGAUCAUAAACGUCUCAAGCAGUAGUGUCUCCAACCAUAAGGUUCUGGCUACUAUGAGAGCCGAAGAUAAGGACUUUGGUGCAAACGGUUCAGUGUUUUAUCGGUUUGCUAACCCGGUCAAAGGGUUCACCAUAAACUCCUUGACAGGAGCCAUCCAGGCCACCGAGAAGCUCCAUGCACUAACCCAGAGCCAACGGACCCUCAUUGUGGAGGCAAUGGACCAGGGAAACCCAUCCCAGUCGUCUCUGGGAGUUGUGGUCGUGUACAUCAGAGAACAGAGUUAUCAAGGUGUUCGUUUUUCUCGCAACACCAGGGAUGUUAGCCUGCAGGAAAACGCUGCCAAAGGUACAGCAGUCGUUCAGAUACAGGCUCACUAUCCUGAUGGUUCUACAAGUGGCAUCAACUACAGCAUUUUCAGUGGCAACAAGCAGAGGUCCUUCACUAUCAGUCCUCACACCGGUGAGAUUUGGGUAGAGAGCUCCACAGGUCUGGACUUUGAGGAGACCCCUCGACUCCGCCUGGUGGUCAAAGCCGAAACUGCGUCUUCCAGCUCCUUCAUGGCAGUCAACCUUCUCCUGCAGGAUGUCAAUGACAAUCUUCCACGCUUUCAGCUACACAAUUACUUUGCUUACGUUCGUGAGGCCCAGGGCUAUGAUCACCCUAUUAUUCAGGUGCUGGCUGAUGACCUGGACCAGGGUCAGAAUGGGCAGGUGACCUAUUCCAUAAGGUCAUCGUCCAUGAGCAACCUCUUCAAGAUCGAUUCGGUUACAGGCAGUAUAUCCACCGCUGCCAUCAUGGACAGAGAGAUCUGGACACAAACCAACUUGGUUAUUAUGGCAACAGACAGAGGCACACCUCGGUUGGCCGGCUCUGCUACCCUCACUGUGAUUAUAGUAGACCUGAAUGACAACAGUCCCACCAUCCCCGUUCCACGAGAAGUACGAAUCCCUGAGAAUACUUUGAUUGGAACUGUGAUCACCCAGGUCACAGGGAAUGAUGUGGAUUCUGGGCCAGCCCUUUCCUAUUCACUUCUCCUGGACUCGGACUCUCAGGGAAGAUUUGGAAUACAUCGCUAUGGAGGAGGAGUGUCCUUGACCGAACCUCUGGACUUUGAAGAGAGAACUUGGUACACGUUGACCGUUAGCUCCUCGGACUCCAAGCAACAAAGUCAGGCAAAUCUGACCGUGCUUGUGGAGGAUGUCAAUGAUAACGCUCCAGUCUUCUCUCAGGAUCUUUAUGAGGUUACUCUAGCAGAACACUCACCAGCAGAAAGCUCGGUCAUCACAGUUACUGCUACAGAUAAAGACUCUGGAGAAAAUGGAAAGAUAACAUACAGGGUUGUUUCAACAAAGGACAUGUUCUACAUCGACCCAAACAAUGGUACUCUUUUUGUCAAGCGGAAGGUUACAUUUGACCCACAGCAUCCUUCCAUUUUGGUGGUGAUUGAAGCCAGUGAUAGUGGAACACCUUCACUAUCCGCCCUAGCUGCUGUUCAGAUCCAUAUAUCAGAUGUCAAUGACAAUGCCCCUGUUUUCCAUCAAACCGAGUAUAAAGCCUCCGUCUCGGAAGAUGAAGUUCCUGGUUCAACCAUUCUUACCUUGGAAGCGGUGGAUGUGGACUUAUUUAGGGACAACUGUGGCUUUGAUUUUGCCAUCGCCAGUGGAAACAUCGGCAACGUCUUCCAAAUAGAGAGCAGCGUCCGUUUUCUCGAAGGCCAUGGAUUUCAGACAGUCGGAAUGCUGAUCUUAGUCGACAAGCUUGACUUUGAGACUGUGAAUACCUACAAUCUCACUGUAGUUGUAUCAGACCGUGGCAUCCCGCAACGAAGCUCCAGUGUUCCAGUGCUGAUCACUGUAAUAGACACCAAUGAUAACCCACCAGCCUUUAGCAGGGCAGAAUACAACAUUGUCGUCAAUGAAGGGGUAGAAAAAGGAACUGAGAUACUACAACUUUCUGCACUAGAUCCGGACUCAACACCUAAUGGAGAGGUUGAAUAUUUUAUCAGUUCUGGAGACGAGUCUGAGCUUUUCUCUGUAGAUCGGUGGAAUGGGUCACUUCGUUUGAGAAGGUCUCUAGAUAGUGACCAUCAGUCAUCGCAUUUGCUCAUCAUUCAGGCCUCAAAUGGUGUAGGUCACUUUGCUCUUGUUCCUGUAACUGUGGAGGUGAAGGACAUCAAUAACAACCGGCCUUACUUCCCUCUUAAAACACUCACAGCAAGCAUUCGUGAAAACCAGCCACAGAAUGCUCUCGUCACCAUUUUACAUGCCAUUGAUCACGACAACGGAGCAUAUGGCAAGCUGACAUAUUCUAUGUAUUCAGGCAAUGGUACAGAUUUCUUCAUAGUUAACCAAACCUCAGGAGAAGUGCGAACCCGCAUUUCAUUCGACUUCGAGAAGGACAGCAAGUUAAAUUUUACUGCUUUGGCUAAGGAUGCAGGAAACUUCUCGGCUACAGUUACAGUUCAGGUUUUUGUGAUGGGUGAAGAUGAGUAUGACCCAGUUUUUACCCACUCAGACUUUGACUUUCGUGUACCCGAGGGGGCAAAGAAAGGACAAAGCAUUGGACAGGUAAAUGCUAAAGAUGAGGAUGGAGGCCUGGAUGGCAUUGUUCUUUACACUCUUGCAAACAGUUCACCGUACUUUGAGGUCAACACAACUACUGGAGUGAUAUCUCUAAAGAUGGAUGCCUAUCAUCGACAUAUAAGCCGAUCCAAGCGAGAGACGCGCCAGAUGACGUUGGAUGUUAUUGCCCACAGUCCUCUGGAAAACUCACGCAAAGCUUCUGCCCAGAUCACAAUUGAUGUUACUCAUACAUCAUUUGGCUUAUCCACAGACAUGAAUGUAGUGCUUGCCAGUGCUAUAGCAGCUUCUUUAGUAGCCAUUGUGGUGUUGAUUAUCAUUGUUGUGGUGAUAAUCCUUUUGAGAUCCAAAAGGUACAAAGAACAAGAGACUUGUACGAGAAUAGUCACCCAUGGUACUGUUCUAGAGAGUCUUGAGGAACCCAAAGUUCCAGGUAGUGAAAAGCUCUACCAUCAGACCCUUCCUGGGUAUGCAGCAGACCAAUCCGGGACUGGGGGGGCUUCCUAUACACGAGGUGGGUCGCUCGAUCCGUCCCACUCCAGUGGACGUGGCUCCGCAGAAGCAGAGGCAGCGGAAGAUGAUGAGAUUCGGAUGAUCAAUGAAUAUCCACGAGUUUCCAGCAUCUCCUCCUCCAUGCAGGAACACAUAUCCGCUCGUGGGCCUGACUCUGGUAUCCAACAAGAUGCUGAUCAGCUCUCUGAUAUUUCUUGUGAGCCAGGAAUGGAUGCGAAUCAUUGGUUUAAAGGGAAGAAGGUGGGUAGUUUAAGCGGGACACUAUUAUCAAGCCAAGUGCCAACAUACCGAGAUGAAGGAGGUGGAUAUCUCGGAGUUGGAAGAGGUCUUAGCAUCUCACAUUCAAAAGAUUACGCAUUCCCAGAGGAUGGUAAGCCUGUUGUUGAUGGUUCUCUUACAGCAAUUGUGGCUAGUGACGAAGAGCUAAGGGGCAGUUACAACUGGGACUAUCUCCUCGACUGGUGCCCUCAGUUUCAGCCUCUGGCUAAUGUCUUCACAGAAAUAGCUCGGUUGAAAGAUGAAAACGCACCACCUAGCCAUCGGCGGCCAUUUCAUUCCAAAUCCAAGACUGAUCCCAAGCCCAGAAUUGACCCGCCUCCUCUUAUUACCUCAGUAGCGCACCCAGGGGCCAAAACUGUUCUGCCAAAACCUGCUGUAGGCCGAACAUUUCCCCACUUGUCUUCACUGCGAAGAUCUCCAAUUGACCAUGACGGUUCAGUUUCUUCAAUAGCAAUGUCUCCGAAUUUCUCGCCUUCUCUUUCGCCACUUGCAGCCCAUUCCCCAGCCAUCUCUACUUUUGGGGUCACACAGGGUCACUCUUCGUCCAUUCUUAAUACAACUGAGCACUCAUUGGAACACAUUGAGGAAGCAGAACUGAGAAUAUAACCUCUUAUUGCUCACCAGAAAGCGUUCUCUCCUGACUCGUGUACUAAAAAUGUCUCUGGCGUAGUUUUAAAUAUCAUGUUGCCCCACUGGCUGGCCAGAGGUUUCAGAAUGUGGUGUUUUUUCACCCUCCAUCAGACUUAUUGACUUGAGUUCUGAAAACAUGGCUAUUAUAUAAUGCUGUUCUUACGAUCAUGAAGAUCAAAUGACUUUUUCGCCCAACAUUUGCACAUUUAUAAGGACAGUUAUUGUUGAUGUCAAUGUUUUGUAAGAGGAAACACUUUUGUAUUAUAUAUUUUUGUACUGAUGUUUUUUUCAAGCGACACAUGUCAAACGGUUGCUAUAACCUGUGUUUUGUUGACAUACAUUUAUAUUUGUAUAUACGUGACAAUAUGUUGGUUAUGAGAGUUUGUUUUAGUUUAUUAACAGUUGCCACUCUAAUGGGUUCAAAGUGUGUUCAGUAUUAAGCUCUUAAAUAUUUGGGAAAUACGUUUUAUUGUCAGUAUUUAUAUAAAAAUUUCUGCAAAAUGUCAAUGUACACAGACUUUGGAAGACUAUGCUAUAGAAUUCUCACAGUUAUAUUUACAUGCUGCUUGCCCUUCUCUUAAGCUUAAUGGGGUGAGCUUAACUGAAGCUCAUUAAAAUAAACAUACUAAGAAAUUUUUUUUUGUAAAUUUAGAUUUUGAAAAUUGCAGGUAUUUUAAAAGUGUAUACCAUUUAUUUGAAGGUUUAUUUGUACAUUUAAGAUAGGACUGUCAAAAGAAUAAUCGCGAUUAAUCGUAUACAAAAUAAAAGUUUGUGUUUGCAUAAUUUAUUUGUGUGUGUAUUGUGUGUAAUUAUUAUGUAUAUAUAAAUACACACAUGUAUAAAUGUAAGAAAAAAUUGAUUUAUGUAUAUAUUUUUUUAUUUUAUAUAUAAUAUAAAAUAUAGCAAAAUAUUAAUAUUAAACAUGUAAAAACAUUUUUAAAUACAUACAAGCAUGUGUGUGUGUAUUUAUAUAUACAAAAUAAUUACGCACAAGGCACACACAUAUAUUAUUCUAAAACAAACUUUUAUUUUGUAUGCGAUUAAUUGCGAUUAAUCAUUUGACAGCCCUAAUUAUUUGUUACUUAAGUAAAACAACUGUAGCUUACAAGUGCUGGCAGUCCAAGAAAACAGCCUGAUAAUAAUUAAAAAGUUAAACAAAAAUAAUUAUUAAAGCUAAGCCUUACAAACAUUAUAAAGUAACUGGAAGUAUUAUUUGUCCAUAUUGUAGCAUCUUUCCAACAGAACUGUGGUUAAAUAAUUGGUUUUACUCAAUAUUUUGUUUUUAUAUUGUUAGGGAAACCGUAUUUGUUUGAAACACUGAUAGUUUGAUUUUAUUUGGAUUUGGUUAGCUUUGUUGCUCCAGUGUAUAGUACUUCAGACUAAACCAUGGGGACAUCACAUAAUUUUUGAUCAAAAGAUUGACAAGAUUAAUGUGUAGCAUUUUACCUUACUUAAGUGAUUGUGAAAUGUGUUUUCGUAGGAUGUGUUUUCUCAGAAUAUGUAAAUCAUACAAAAUGAUUAUGCUGCAUUUUUUUUUUGACUCAAAGUUUAUUCUGAGUUCCUUAACAAAGGCUCGAUUUCAUAAUGAUGAAGAUCCACAGUGCCUUUCAAAGUAAAUGAUUCUUGUAAUAAGUAAUGUAUAGGUUUGUUCACAUCCUUAAAAUCCGAAGAACAUUUACCUGUUAUAGGUGUAAGAUUGAUGCCCAUCAUGUUUUUGAGCUUAAUUUCCAGGGGUCUCUCCCUCUUUAUUUCAUUUUAUUUAUGGCAGAUAUUGUUUUUGUUUUUUACACAAACAAAUCCUCAGUCGUAUUAACUGUGAAAUGUGUUAUAUUCAUGCUGACUUGAAGGAAAAUAAAUAAUGUUCACUUGUUCACAGUGUUUGACAAAAAAAGGUUUCUCAAAAUGUUUCUCACUGUUCAUGAAUAAAUCUGUUUACAUUACUUUCAAAUAGCACUGUGGUCCCUACAAUGGCCAUGUAUUUGUUUUACCUUUGUAUCAGGUACUCCAAAGGGCAUUGAUAUAAUU